AAGUUCUGAAAAUGUCUACCGGAAGUAGUGCUGUGGUUUCCCCCCCUAGGUUCCCUCCCUCCCUUUGACUUCUCAUUAAUCUUUGUGUAGUAUAACAGGCAAAAGCUCAACUAACUUGUUGCUUAACAAACCUUAGUGAUGUUUUUGGUGUUACUCCUCAUGUCAUUUGGAACAUUUCAUGUUCACUCAGUACUUUCAAAGCCAGAGCAAGUCACUGCCUAUGAGGGGGACACAGUUACAUUGCAUUCUAGAGGAAAGACCACGUGGACUCUUUCCAGAAUCCAGUGGGCCAUUUUUCAAAAUGAUACUUUAAUUGCUACUUAUCAGACAGGACACUUAGAAACCGACCUCAUCUGGAGUUACAAGGGUCGACUUACUCUGAACACGACUACUGGUGAUCUACAGAUCAAAAAUGUGACAAGAAAGGACAACAAGUCGUAUUCUGUGCUUUUGAUGGACAACAACAAUGACCAAUACAAUCAUGACAUUCAACUCAACGUAAGAGCCCAACUGCACCAGCCAAUUCUAAAUGUAAGUUUAAGUGCUAUAUCCAAAGAUCGCUGUAUGGUGGAGCUGCGCUGCACGUCACCUCAGGAAGGACUGCAUAUCUCCUGGGACUACAUCAGGGAUCCUGUGCUCUUUGCUUACAGUGGCUUGGAUAAGAACGAUUCUGUCCUGUGGGCAUAUUUACGAGCAGACACCCCCACAAACUUUACCUGCACAAUCAGUGACGGCCUUCGGAAUUCAAGCAUAAGUAAACAGCCAUCAUGCAAAGACGCCCGAUGCAACUGCUGCGGUCGUCACCACUACAUACCAGCAGUGUUGGUGACUUUUUACUUGGUACUACUAUGCAUGACUGUAUCAACACGGAUGCCAAUAAGGACACAACAAGAAGAGACUCACGCAGACACUCAAGAAGAGCAACAAGGAGAGACUCACCCAGAGACUCCAGAAGAGCAACAAGAAGAGACUCACACAGAGACUCAAGAAGAGCAACAAGAAGAGACUCAUGCAGACACUCAAGAAGAGCAACAAGAAGAGACUCAUGCAGACACUCAAGAAGAGCAACAAGAAAAGACUCAUGCAGAGACUCCAGAAGAGCAACAAGGAGAGACUCACCCAGAGACUCCAGAAGAGCAACAAGAAGAGACUCACACAGAGACUCAAGAAGAGACUCACGCAGAGACUCAUGAAGAGCAAGAAGAAGAGACUCACGCAGAGACUCAAGAAGAGCAACAAGAAAAGACUCACACAGAGACUCCAGAAGAGCAACAAGAAGAGACUCACACACAGACUGACAUCUUUGUCCCAGGGAGGUGAUUGGAAGUAAAUAAGGACUUCAAAACAACAAACAGUGUGUGUGUGAUUUAAUUCUACAAUUCACACAGACAAAAGUCAAAAUUACAUCUCAAAUGCUUUUCGCACAAAGAUGAGUAAAGACACAUGUGAUCAAGCUGUCAUCCACAGGUUUAACUAUAGCACCUCCUGGUAUGGAGAAGAGAGAGUGGCUCCAACAUCCUUCUUCACCUCUGUACGUGAGAAGUUUACCUUGUCAUACACAGUCUGAGGCUGCACAAGAAAAGGGGGUUAAAAAAAAAGAGAAGAGUGAUGUUAUUUGACUCUGCUACCUGUACUCUGUUUGUAUGUAUGUCCAUAGACAGGCUCUGUUCUCUAUAUGUUUUAUAAAAUUUCACAAAAGUGUAUAUUUUUAUACAACUGUCUCCUCUUUCUUUGUGUACUAAGAGCUAUUUAGUAUGUCAGUCUACAUGCACAAGUCAUACCCUUUCUAUUUUGCAUUUCUGAUGACAAACGAUGAAUAUAUAUGAUGUGUGUCACACACAAACACACACACACACACAGAAUAGUUGCCAUGCGUUUGACAUUAGAUAUCUAUGUAAUUCAUCUUAAUUAUCAUACUAAGCAUACCCUUCUCUAUCAAAUCUAUGUAAUCUAACUUCCCUUUUCACAACAUUAUGUUCACUGUAAAAAAGCUAUUUUUACUUAAAAUGUUUAGUUAGUAUAA
Messenger RNA from Alosa sapidissima (American shad), 2023 nucleotides. RefSeq lists its product as uncharacterized. Lineage: Eukaryota; Metazoa; Chordata; Actinopteri; Clupeiformes; Clupeidae. The transcript is spliced from 5 exons. The record is from RefSeq and is a predicted model, not a curated record. The coding region runs from base 139 to 1320 and encodes 393 amino acids.